AUGAUAUUGGAAGCUGCCGCCAGUGCAGUAGGCAAGAAAAAGAAAUUAAAAGCUCACAUAUUUGAAAGGAAAAGAAGUGCGAGGCACUCCUUCGGUGGCCCGAGAAGCUUGGAUGGCUGGUGGGACUGGAGCCUGACCACGAUGCUGGAAGGCCUGUACUGGGGAGGCCUCUCCACAGCCAGCAUGCCAGGUGCUCAGGAGGGCCCCAGAGCUCUUGGAGGAAGGCACCACCUCCUAGGCCAUUUGGUCAUUAAACAGCUGAAAGGUACUCCUGACAGUGUAUGUGAGGCAAGGUGCUCCCUUUUUCUUCUUAUUUCUAAAAAUACAUUAAGAGGGAGCAGAGGGCCCUGUGUCAGGACAGCGUAUGUGCCCAUGUGCAGCCAGGCUUGGAAACCCCCAGGUGCAAGGCCGACUUUGAAAUGUGCAUCUGAUUCUUCUGAUUGGUGGUUUCGUCCUCAUCUUCCCAGCGCAUUUUCAGAGCUUGUGGAAGACUCUUUCCCUACGUGUGGCCCCAAAGAUGGAGGCCCUGAAACCCCCUCUGUGAUAGACCCAGAGAUCCAAAGAGUGGCCCCAGGUGGCCCCAGGGGCUCCCAGGAGGAGAGCUCAGCCUGGGCAGCACAAGGUCAGUGUGAUUCAGAGGGUCAGCUUCGUCCACACUUGUCCACUCUAGUACGGCUGCCUGGAUGCAGCAGGUCUGCACUGAGAGCAGCUUGCCAGGGCCAGAACAAGGUGGUUAUUACUGUGCCUGCUGCACGUGCAGCCCUGACCGGCCCCAGGGCCAGUGGUUGGAUUGACCACAGCACCAGGGCUGUGUCCAUGCACUUUACCCUCUACAACCCUCCAACCCAGCUCUUCUCAAGCGUGUCCCUGAGCGCUGAGAUGCUCUCCACUGGGGGUCUCACCCUCUCCUCCCUGCUGGAGUCAGUCACCAUCUUCUGCAGUGACUCAGCCCCACUGUACCACAUCCUGCUUCCAGAGGUGAGUUCAUUGGGCACUUGGACCACUCAUGGAACACAGGAGCUUCACCCAGGGCUGGGCACCCUCCUCCAUCCAGGCCUCAUGCCUUAUCCGCAGCUGGAUCUUAGCUCAGGCUGCCAUAAUGAAAUACCGUACUCUGGGGGACUUAAACGGCAAACACUGAUUUUCCACAGUUUUGGAGGCUGGAAGUCUGAGAUGGAGGUGAUGGCGUGGUCGGGUGCUGGUGAGAGCUCCCUUCCUGGCUUGUAGACAGCCGCCUUACUGUGUCCUCACGUGGUGGCUAGAGGGAUCUCUGGUGUGUCUGGUAUCUCUUCCUCUUCUUAUAAGAACCCUAAUUCCAUCGUUGGGACCUCACCCUUGUGAACGCAUUUAACCUUAGUUACUUCCUGAGAGGGCCCAUCUCCAAAAACAGCCACACUGAAGGUUAGGGCUUCAACAUAUGAGCUGGCAGGGGGCAGGGGGUGAAGGAGCACACGCCUUUAAUGCAAUGGGUCUUGGUAAGAUGGAAUGUAUUCCUGUAGUUUCCUUGAGCAAUGGAAAGUACCAGAAAUCAUUCUGAACUUUUCCUCAGGAACUUUGCUGCCUUUUGCCUGUAUUUCACUUUUCUGCUGUGAAGAUCUCAGACCAGCUGACACUCCAGGUCAAGCAUGCUUUGCCUUGGGAGUGAAGAGAGGAAAUGCUGUGAGGUUUUAGACUCUAGAGACAGUUGAAUGACACAGUCCAUGUUGGGGUUGUGAAUGGAGUCUCAGAGCUGUGCCUGUGUGUGAGCACAAAGGGAAGUGAAGGACGGGAGAAUGGGCUGCUCCCAGGUGCUACACUCACCUCGGGUACCAAAAACUGUCCUCAAGAUAAGUAAUAUUCUAGUGCAAAAUAAAAAAUCAAAAUUCAUACCAAAAAAUUCGUGAUGGACAAAACAUCAAAAUUUUAAACAAAGACAGGGUCAGUGCUACUGGUUUUUCCUUCUGUCCCAGACUCCAGUGUGGCUUGGCACACAGUGGUGCUAUCCAAUACCUCACAUUAACCACCCAAAAUGAACUUUUCUCUGAUGACAUUUGCAGCUUCUGAUAGUGGGCCCACGGGGCACAGUGCAUAUGACUCCAAAAGAAGAUGGAAAGGAAUGUGUAAGGCCCCUCCUGGUGGGCUUCCCUGGUGGCACAGUGGUUAAGAAUCCGCCUGCCAAUGCAGGGAACAUGGGUUCAAGCCCUGGUCCGGGAAGAUCCCACAUGCCGCAGAGCAACUAAGCCUGUGCGCCACAACUACUGAGCCCAUGUGCCACAACUACUGAGCCCAUGUGCCACAACUACUGAGUCCCUGUGCCAAAACUACUGAAGCCCAUGCGCCUAGAGCCCAUGCUCUGCAACAAGAGAAGUCACCGCAAUGAGAAGCCCGUGCACCGCAACGAAGAGUAGCCCCCACUCACUGCAGCUAGAGAAAGUCCGUGCGCAGCAACGAAGACCCUGCUCAGCCAAAAAUAAAUAAAUUAAUUUAAAACACCCACACAUCUGUAAUUAAAAAAAAGGCCCCCCAAAAGUUCAUGACCUAAUCUGAGUUUGGGUGCGUGACCAUCCGAGAGCCACAAAGCACUUUGUGAUGGGCUGGGGGUGUGGAGGCAGGAAGGUGGGGUGUGAGAUUAGUGCUCACCGUGUGGUUGUGGUUCACAGAGUGCUUUCGACACACGCUACCUCAUGUCAGUCUUCUGUGAAGCAGUGAUUACCAUUCUUCUUCCAGUCACGGGGACGUAGUGCCUGAUACGCCGUCGGCCCUCACUGCAUGCUCACUCUUUCUUUGCUUUGAAAUGAAUGUUAGUGUGUGCCAGCACUACUCCCCAGAGGGAGGGAAGGGGGAAUCCCCCAAAAGAGGACCUUUUUAGCUUAAAAGCGUCAACUCAGAGGGUCCACAGGAGCUCUGCAAGGCCGACUUGGCUCAAAGAGGUUAUUUCCCAAUGUUACUGAGCAUCCUCUUCUUACCCUUGUUCUUCUGAAUGAAUGAAGGCAUGAAUAAGUGAAGGCAUGGAUGAAUGGGUAGCUCAUCAAUGGCGAGAUAACCAUAAACAGAACUUGAAGGAAAUUCCUUAUACAGGAGCUUUUAAAGGUUUUUUACUUGUCCAAGGAAACUGAUAAUACAUAUUUCAUAUAUUUCACAAAUACAUGAAAACAUUCUUUUGAGCAUCUUGAGGAAGCACUGGGAGGGCCUGGCAUGGAGGUUAGGAGACCUGAUAGGCAGGAGAGUGAUAUUCACACUCCAGGGUUUCGAGGAGUGCAGGGCCCACGUCGAACUCAUUUGUGUCCAUCACGCUGGGCACCGGGUGGGGUUUCCGUGCUGGAUGCAUUCAAACCGCCCCAAGGGCCUGUGGAGCUUAGACCUUAAGAAACAAUUUACCAGCAUUUUUGUUCAUCUGGUUUGUUUGUGUUGUGCCUCCCCCAGCUGGUCUUCCUGGUGCUCAACCUGACUCACCUCUGUUUCCAAUUCUCUGGCAUGAUCGGGAUUUUGCUCUCCAAGUCAUGCAGGUAUCACAGAAAGCCCUUCCUUCCUCGGGAGCCCAUCUGGUCGCCCUCUCUCUUCAACCUCGCAGCUCGCUCUAGUUGGGGUGGGCCUCACCUGCUAUGUGGCCUCCGGCCACCUCGUUACUCUUGCUGAGGAGGUGACUGACUGAUUCCACAAAGGGUUAUGUCAAGGGUUUAUGGACCUCAGUCACAGGGUGUCAUGGAAUCAGAUAUGGCAGGUGUUCAAGUCAACCAAACAGGGGCCACGCACUGUGAUGCUGUCCAAGGGAAGACCUUGGCUCCGCCUGCACUGCAGCCUUCCCUUCUGACUCCACUUCUGUGGGUGCCUGCCCUGAGGGUUGUUAAACUGACCCCCGCAUAGAAACAGCCACAGGACUUGAGCUGGGACGUAAGCUAGAGCUGCCUCCCAGGUGCUGGAAGAAUGAGGUGUCCUCACAACAAAAAUGAGUGGUUUUCUACUGCUGGAGUAGGACACACAGACUGAGAGCAAUACAUGUGAGUGUGUGGAUGGGGAAAUGCAUAGGCUCUGGAGUCAGCUGACCCAGCCCCCAUAGUCCACGUGCCUUUGGGAAAGUUACUUAACCUUCUUCGAGCCUUCAUAAGGUGGGACCAUGAUACAUCAGGUUCUGUUAGGGUCUGAGCGUGUGUGUAUUUAUAUAUACACAGACACACACACAAAUCCUUGGCACAUGGUGAAUGUUCCAUAAAUGAUAAUUAUAAUAACGACAGUAAUUAAGACGUCUUUAUGGCAUCCCUCAGGUCAGGUAGAGGCAGGUAAGGGGCCCUCUUCACUCUGCACACAGGGGACUCUGCUGACUACCUGUCCAGUGAGGUAGCCACCAGCCACAGGAGGCUCUUGGUACUGGAAGUGUGGCUAGUCCAAAUGCAGAUGUGUCAAAAGUGUAAGAUACUCACUGGAUGUCGGACACUUACUAUGAAAGUUAAGAGUGUAAAAUAUCUCAUCCAUAACUUUUACACUUGAACAUAUGUUGAAGUGACAAUGUUUUAGAUAUAAUAAAGAAAAUAUAUUAUAAAAUAAAUUUCACCUGUUUAUCGUUACUUUUUAAAACGUGGCAACUGGAAAACUUUCUUUUCCACCUGUAGCAUGAAUGGUAUUUCUCUUGGUUAGUCUGGCUAGAGCCUGUCCCGCCGUUUUCCCCAGGCUGAGCCAUGCUGUUCACUCUGCGGGGAGCCAGGGUGUGCCAGCAGAGACAGCUUGUCUGGGUUCAGCUGUCAGAGGCCAUUGUUGACCUUGC
Molecule: messenger RNA, 4738 nt
Organism: Orcinus orca (killer whale)
Lineage: Eukaryota; Metazoa; Chordata; Mammalia; Artiodactyla; Delphinidae
Gene: PKD1L1
Product: polycystin 1 like 1, transient receptor potential channel interacting
Exons: 5
Coding region: 1-1227 (408 amino acids)
Biological process (GO): detection of mechanical stimulus
Cellular component (GO): membrane
Molecular function (GO): calcium channel activity
Source: RefSeq, a predicted model, not a curated record